Messenger RNA from Eutrema salsugineum, 1171 nucleotides. RefSeq names its product ycf3-interacting protein 1, chloroplastic. Gene Ontology annotation, cellular component: chloroplast thylakoid membrane. NCBI's taxonomy places the organism in Eukaryota, Viridiplantae, Streptophyta, Magnoliopsida, Brassicales, Brassicaceae. Gene Ontology annotation, biological process: photosystem I assembly; response to photooxidative stress. The transcript is spliced from 6 exons. The coding region runs from base 207 to 1067 and encodes 286 amino acids. The record is from RefSeq and is a predicted model, not a curated record.
UUUACAAUUUUUCAUUUCUCUUUUUAGAAAAUAAACAAAAGAAAAGGUGAAAACAAAAAUAUAGCGAAUUGUGUUAACGUUGGAUGAUUUGAAUCGUCUUCUUCCUUUGGUAUUUUCAAUCGAGAGUAGAGAUCUUCAGAGAUGCAGAGUCUGUGAAUUGUUAGAGGAAUUUUUUUUGUUACUUUUAGAAUAUACAGAGGAAAAAAAUGGUGGCGACUGCGACGCAGAUGCUUCGGUUGCCGUUACAGUACUGUGUUUCUUCUUCAUCCCAAUCGAGUUUGUCUUCCGGCGGCCAACGGAAUUACGGUGUUUGUUCGCCGUCUCCGGUUGUAAUUUGCAGGAGUAUUAGAAUUUCCGGCGAAGGAGGAUACAGGCAGAGGAAGAACCGGAGAUUCGGUAGUGUGAUAGCUCAGCAGGAGAAAGGAGACGCGACGGAGAUUCGAGUUCCGGUUCCGUUAACGUUGGAGCAACAAGAGAAGGAUAAACAAAAUAGAGAUGAUGAAGAAGAAGAAGACGAAGAGGGAGAAGUAGAUCCUGAAGAUCUCAAAUACGUCAAUGAGAUCAAACGGGUAUUGGAGCUUCUCAGGAGGAACAGGGACAUGAUCUUCAGUGAGGUUAAGUUGACAAUCAUGAUUGAGGAUCCAAGGGAACUGGAAAAGAGGAGGCUGCUUGGAAUAGAAGAUGAAGAUGCUCCAAGUAGGGAAGACUUAGCUGAAGCCUUGGAACAGGUAAAUGAAGGGAAAAUUCCUAAAGAUCGUCUCACUCUCCAGAUGUUGUAUGAAGAAAUGAUCCGCUGGCCAAAUUUAGAGGUUGAGGUUUCAAAGAAGCAGCGAGGAAAAUCAUUAUACGCGAAAUCCACAGACACAGGAAUAGAUCCAAAAGAAGCAGCCAAGAGACUCAACCUAGAGUGGGAUUCAGCUGCAGCAAUUGAAGAAGCCGAUGUCGAGGAUGACACUGGAGUAGCCAGCAAAGCCAUGGGUUAUGGAGCGUUGUACUUAGUCUCGUCUUUUCCAGUUAUCAUCGGUAUCUCGGUUGUGUUAAUCUUGUUUUACAAUUCUCUUCAGUAGAGUCAAAGUUUUUGAACACACCAUCACCAAUGAUCCAUCAUGGAUGUUUUGUAACUUCAGAUCAUGAAAUGAAAUUUCAAUUAUUUAAUCAUAUUCUUCCUUAA